Molecule: messenger RNA, 1196 nt
Organism: Photinus pyralis (common eastern firefly)
Lineage: Eukaryota; Metazoa; Arthropoda; Insecta; Coleoptera; Lampyridae
Exons: 4
Coding region: 266-1075 (269 amino acids)
Source: RefSeq, a predicted model, not a curated record
GGGUGAGUCAGCUGAUCGCUUUCCCACAUUUACUGCAGAUUGUUCGUCGUUGUUGUGGUUUUUCGCGUUUUAGUCGAGUGCGGUUUUAAAUUGAUUUCUCACGCCCGCGGGGGGCCAUCAUUUCGAAGAGGACGAGUGGAGUGCUCAAUCUUUUUGAGCAUCAUCUGGCUCAGUCGGUCGACCUUGUUCGUUUCGAUAAAUUAGAAUUUGCGGUCCGCGUGUUCGGCGAUGACGUAACGUGUUUUUGGAAGCUGAGAAUUUCGCCAUGGACGCCGACGAUCGAUCCCUGAGUUCCGGAAUUUCGAUUCCGCAAUGGAUGAAGAAUAAAAUGACCGAAAACAGAUUUGACUUGGACCAAAACACGAUUUCGCCCCCCAGCAACGACGACAGCUUUCUGUACAUCGGCUAUCCCCAACUGGCAAAGAAGCUUCAGGCCGCCGCCGACACGAAACCGAACGUCUCAAACUGCACAAUUGACUACGACAAUCACACGGCUCCGUGCAAGCAAUACAUCGUAAACCCGGGCUACGUCCCUUCGGCGGUGAAGAACAAACCGAAAGACGUCAAAAUCAAGUCCAACGGCACGGAUGACGGUUUCAAAGGCGAGGGCGCCGCGUGCGGAAGCUCCGUGGUGAGGGUCGCCCAUCAGAUGGUCUCCGGCAAGUAUCCCAUCAACCAGACGGCGAUGGUCGACGCCGAUCCCCUCCGACCGAAGAGCUUCGCGCCGUCGCGACGAAGAGGCAGCAAAUCGCUACCCGCCUCCCCCCUCACCUCGCCGCAGACCUCGCCGAAGGGCAGGCGCCGGCUGACCGUAAACAAGUAUUUCACAGGCCCGUUCGUCGACGCCGACAGCCAGCCGAACAGUUGGAUUCUGCAGGGACUUUUGAGUAAACGCGAAAUGUCGAUGUCGGUCGAGCAGAUACCGGAGGAGAGCGUCAAGAGUGAUAUUUUAAAGGCGAUCUCCUCGCUUAACGUUCACGAAACUAAACCUAGUGUUAGCAGUGCGAAGAAGGAGUUUAACGCGAAACCUUCCGAGUAUCGGGAGAUGAACUUUUGGUCCCCCACUACUAUGUAGUUUUUAAAGUGUUGGUGAUAACUUUGGACAUUUUGCAGAGACGGGUAGCGAAUAGUUUAUUUUAUUAUAAAAUACUAAAUUAGUAUAUUUAAAUAAAAGACCCUUAAUUUCUUAAGUAAAA